AAGUUAUAGCGAAAACAAAGAUGCCCUGUGGCCUCCUUCUUUUUCCUUUUCCACGCGCCUAGAAUGCAGGCAAGAUCAACAACCGGAAACAGUCAACAACUACGCCGAACGGACAACAGCCUAUCGAUUAAACGGAUAUCGCGUGUACGCCGACGAUGCCCGCGCAGUCAUCACUUUACAGCGCGCGUCUGAGGCCUCCGGGAAGCAUUUUGUGUCAUCCAGAAAGGACGUGUUGAAAGCUUUUGGCUGCCAUGAGAGCGAUGACGCAGACCUGCUUGCUUCUGAUGGCUGGUUUGUGGACGGGCGUGUUGCUGAGCAGUGACUACACAGAUUCAACGAUGGUGGGAGGCUGGACAGAGCAGAACCCGCAGGGGAGCCCCAAGUAUCUGAAGCUUGCCCACUACGCAGUCUCCACGCAAACAGAGGGCAGGACCGUGUACGACACGGUCGUCAACCUCACUAAUGUCGCCACCCAGGUUGUUGCCGGCGUAAACUACAACUUGACCUUCACUACGGCACCGACAAACUGCAGGAUCGGUCAAGUUCAAUAUUCGGCGACGCAGUGCGUUCCUGCCGGGCCGGUGAACGGGAAGUGUUCGGCGAUCGUCUACGUUGUUCCCUGGAUGAACACUACCCAAGUGACCAGCUACACGUGCUCCAGCGCAACAAAUUGAAGCCCACAAUGUCAACAUCAUUUCCCUAGCAACCUACACGUAGCAAGCCCAAAGUUAAGUAGCAUGCUAGCCAAAUUGGAACAAAUUAGAGAAUUGAACAAACAUUUUAUUUUCUUCAUUUUUGCGCGACGUGCUAUCUAUUACUGAACGAAACAAGAAUAAA
This is a messenger RNA of Rhipicephalus sanguineus (brown dog tick), 837 nucleotides long. Its product is annotated as salivary cystatin-L2-like. The transcript is spliced from 4 exons. Gene Ontology annotation, molecular function: cysteine-type endopeptidase inhibitor activity. The coding region runs from base 252 to 674 and encodes 140 amino acids. Lineage: Eukaryota; Metazoa; Arthropoda; Arachnida; Ixodida; Ixodidae. The record is from RefSeq and is a predicted model, not a curated record.